UAGGUUGGUUGCACUGUAGCAUUGAAAAUCGGCGUGAAUUUUCUAGAAAUGUACUUCCUCAUAGUUGGUUAACGGUAGUUCAUUUGUGUUAAAAUGAAAGUAUUAGCCUGUUGCUGUAUAUAAAAAUAUAUUAGGGGAUUAAUGUUUGUGGAAAAUCUCAAAGUAGCAAGCUUGGAUAACUUUUAAGUCUUUGCGUCACCCCUUCAAGUAGCCUAACAUUAGCCACCAUCAGCGACUUGCUAGCUAGCUACCUACAGUUAAAAAACAUUACCGGGUAGCGAGCCAAUUCACUCUGCGUCACGUAGCUAGUAAGCUAGCUAGCUUUUAGCUAACAGCUAACUAUUAACGUUGAGAGAUUACGUUAUAUAGUGUGACAAAAAGGGAUGAAUCAUAAAAGUAAGAAGAGAAUCAAAGAGGCAAAAAGAAGUGCGAGACCCGAACUGAAGGAUUCACUAGACUGGACGAAACAUGACUACUGCGAAAAUUUUGAUUUGUCACAUCGAACAGUGAAGGACAAUGUUGAGCGCGUGGAUUCACUGCAGCUGAGUCCAGAGGAAUUUAUUCAGCAAUUUGAGAAGCCCUACAAGCCCGUGGUUCUGCUGAGCUGUCAGAGCACCUGGCCUGCCCGUGAGAAAUGGACACUGGAGCGCCUGAAGCGCAAGUACCGCAACCAGAAGUUCAAGUGUGGUGAGGAUAAUGAUGGCUACUCUGUGAAGAUGAAGAUGAAGUACUACGUGGAAUAUUUGGAGUCCACCCGGGAUGACAGCCCCCUCUAUAUCUUCGACAGUAGCUACGGCGAGCAUGCCAAACGUAGAAAAUUGCUGGAGGACUACGAAGUGCCUAUUUUUUUCCGUGAUGACCUCUUUCAGUUUGCUGGGGAGAAGCGAAGACCUCCGUACAGGUGGUUUGUUAUGGGACCUUCUCGCUCUGGCACUGGAAUACAUAUUGACCCUCUUGGCACCAGUGCAUGGAAUGCCCUGGUACAGGGGCACAAGCGCUGGUGCCUGUUUCCCACUCAUACUCCACGCGAGCUCAUCAAGGUCACCCGUGAUGAAGGGGGCAACCAGCAGGACGAGGCCAUCACCUGGUUCAAUGUGAUCUAUCCCCGCACGCAGCAGCCUACCUGGCCUGCCGAGUUUAGACCCCUGGAGAUUCUGCAGAGGCCCGGGGAGACUGUCUUCGUUCCGGGUGGCUGGUGGCACGUGGUUCUGAACAUGGACACAACCAUUGCUGUGACUCAGAAUUUUGCCAGCACGACCAACUUCCCCAUCGUAUGGCAUAAGACUGUGCGUGGUCGGCCGAAGCUGUCUAGGAAGUGGUACCGCAUCCUGAAGCAGGAGCGGCCUGAACUUGCAGCAUUGGCAGAUGCAGUGGACCUGCAGGAAUCAACUGGAAUUGCCUCUGAUAGUUCUAGUGACUCCUCAUCCUCCUCCUCUUCCAGCUCAUCAGAUUCAGAUUCUGAGGGUGAGUCGGGCUCCGAGGGAGAUGCCAUGUCACAUCGCAGAAAGAAGCGACGGACCUGCAGCAUGAUGGGAAACGGUGACACCACCACUCAGGAUGACUGUGUGAGCAAAGAGCGCAGCUCCUCGCGGUGAUGUCCCAAAUGGAAGCUACACAGCGCAUUCAGAAGAGAUUCUGCCCACUCCUUUUUUUGAAGAGACUAUCCUGUCCAUGACAAGGGAGGUGCCAGGGACUGCCUUUGGGUCUCUACCACAAUUGUGCAUCUGUAUUUAUAAGUAAAAGCGCUGUCCCCUAACCUCUAUUUACUAGAUUUACUAGUGUGCUCUUAAAGUCCAUACUUGAUAGAGUGACAGCAGCAGACACAGGCUUAGUGGCUUUUACAAAGCUAUGUUUUAACGUGGUGUUUUUUCUUCUUUGGGUAAAUUGGACAGUUGGGAAAUUGACAGUGGCCCUCUGUUGCCUUGUUAUCACUGAAUGUGGGAUAAAUGGGCUGAGCUGUCCCACAGGGCCGAGGGGUUCUCUUCUGCAGUGCCAGGCUCUUGUCUUGUAAGGGAGAUGUGUGUGGGAACAGGGUUUUGUCAAUGAUUAUGUUCAGAAAUUGGAUUAUGGUUUCCUCGUGGAAUAAUUUAGUGUUUGGUGUUUAUGCUCGCUACCUUGAUGUAUGAGGAAAAGAUGAAAAUUCUGGAAGUUAGGCUAUAGCCAUCCUUGAAGACAGAAAUGUGUUCUGAAUAUCACAAUAACAUGGGUAAACACUGUUGGGCUCAAAUGAGUUUAAAAAAUAAAUAAAUACAAGUUUUAAAAGUAUCCAAAUAUUAAAUAGUGUCAUUUUGGGUUGAUUCAAAUGUAUCGAUCAGUACAGCAAUAGAACAGUUACGAUGUUAAAGAAAAAAGAGGCCAGUUAUAGUGUUGUCCAGGUUUCAGCAUGGGUGUUUGUGUUUGGCAGAGGUAAUUUAAAGUUCUUUAUUAAUGGAAUAUCCCAAAUGUGAAUUGCAGGGCAAAAAGUUGAAUGCCUACAGUACUGGCACAAAUUAUGGAAACAUUGCAUUUAUGAACAGAGUUUGACUAUUAAUACACUAUUUUGCAACAAUUUCUCUUUUUGGCACAGUGUAAUAUGUAAUAAAUGUAAUAUGAACAUAAAAAUGAAGAAGUAAUUGGCAUUUGUGUUAAGCAAGUAAUCAUUAAACCUUCCUUUAUGUAUUGGUUCAUACCUACAUACUUGAGCAGUCUAAUCUAACUUACUGUUGGGAAUUUUAUAAUCAGCUUGCACGUAUAUUUAUUUGUCCAGUAUUUUUUUUAAAAAUUUUUUAUACAUAAAAGUAUUAUAUUCAUGCAAAGAAAACCUUUUUUGUUCCUCAUGCAUGCAUAUUUUAUUUCAAAUUACUGAUGGUCACAUAAUGCCCUUACCACUCACAGUCAAGAAGAUAACGGUUUCAAAUGCAUUUGAAAAUAGCUCAGAUACAACAGAGGAAAUGGCACAGAUAAGAGUUUCAAGAUACUAAACUUCUUUAAGCAAAGUGUUUCCAUAAUUUUGUUCCAGUACUGUAUGUGUUGCAUUUAGAAAUCAGGGCAACUAGGAUUCAUGUUGAUAUUGAAGGAAAGUGAUCAGUAUCACAUUUUUGCACAAUCUACUUUUAUAUCAUUGUUUUAGUUGUGCUUUGAAUAUCAUUGGAUGGCGGUUUUUUUAAAAGGCAGGGUUUAGAUUUUAGGUGAGAAAACCACAUGACAGAGGCUGCUAAUUUAUUUGAAAUGGCUUCCCCCCCCUUUUUUUGAUUAUUAUCAGGACCGUUUUUAUGUAAAUACAUUGCAGAUUUGGACUUUUAGAUGCUGGUUUAUUAAAUAAAAUCAAAUGGCCCUUAGGAUAUUUGUAUGUAUAUCACAUUGUAAACAGUUAAUUAUCUCAUUUCUGAACAAAGACAGUUGAAUGAAAAAUCACAAAGUCCCAGAAGUACCUGAAGUGUGGAGGUAAACCAGAUGCCUCCAUAGAAGCUAGUAAAUUAGAAUAUUAAUAUGAAUAAAAUUAAAACAAGUUGCAUCUCUUACUAAGGGAUUUCUGUCACAGUUCUGUUUACGAUUUGUUGAAAUGGGUUCAAAUAACAUUGAAUAUUGCCACAUUGAGUUCCUGUUGUAACACCUGAAGACUAUAUGUGCAGUGCAAUUGUCAGUUGAGAAAUAAAAUCUUUUGUCAGGAAGACAAAUUAAAACACUAUAAAUUAUGGCAGGCUAAACUGCUGUUUUGAAUAAAUGUAUUUUUAUGUAUUUGUUCAGUUUUCAUUUAUUUAUGGUGGAUGUGUUUUGUUAAAAGGUGUCUACCCACUCUCUUGACAGAACUGUUAUUGUUUGUAACAUGAUCAAUAUAGUCCAUUUUAACUGGGAGAAUUGCAGACUGGAGAAUGUAUAUCGACACAUUUUAAUCAAAUCAUUACAGAAGCAAUCACUGUAGAGUUUUUGUGCUUAAAGAUCCAAAUCGUAAUACAAGAUUAAAUUUACAUUGCAUGUAUCUAGAGUUCCCUUAAUUUUGUGACUAAAUCAGUUUCUGUCGUUACCUCUCUUCUCCACGAUGGUCUCUAUAGCUAUUCCAAAUUGAUAUUUCCUAUUGCAAAGAACAGAAAGCAAGACUAGACUCAUGUGAUUCUCACAUUUAAUAAAAGGUGCUGUCUUGUCUUUACAUCUCCCCAGAUGCCAGAUUUUGCUUUCAGAAUAAAUCAGGCACUUGGGAAAAAUCUGAAAUUUGUAUUGUUACCCAGUGUAUGUUGUGGUUAACCAAAACUCCCUCUCUCACGAGAGCAUCAUCCCUCGCCAAAAUUUGGGUUUUAAAUCAUGUACUUAAGAUCAGUGUUCCUUUCCCACUGUGGGUUUCCCCUGGUUAUUACCAUCUUAAAAUGGCAGUUUCAGGUUUUUUUUUAUUUUUUAUUAAAUUUUUUUUUUUUUUUUUUUGUGUGUGUGAUUUGUUAGUUUGGUCAGUUUGGAAGAUGUUGGAUAUUGUGAUUUAUUUAUAAUGGUAAAACAAGAACUCCGUGUUGGAUAAAUGUAUAACUGUUUGCAGAUAAUCUGUCUUUUCUCAAAUAAGUGCCUGUUUCCAUAGAACCUUUUUGAAGUUCUGUUUUAACAUCUUUGGGUCAAAAGACAAUAGUGCUAUGAAAAACAUGUAUUCUUUCUCCCUUGUUCACUUGCUUUUCUGCCCAUUUAAAUGGCGUUAUCAAUCCAGUGUUUUGAAUUAUAUUGAAUAUGAUCUUAUGUUUUGGAAAAUAUGUAAUGUGCCGAACAUUUUUGGAAAUUUUUGGAAAGGUUCUGUCUCCUGUGCAGUGGUAUAGGAUGAUUUAACAUUAGGGCAAGUUUUUGGAUUUAAGUCCUAGGUCCUCUUUUCAUAGAAUAAAAUCUUGGAUGCUUGGAUCCUGCCACAGGGCUCUGUCACAUGGUGCCUUUGGUUCCAUCAGUCAGGUGUGAUGCUGCUAGCGGAAUGCAUAGGCUAAUGCAUGCACAACACAACUUGGACGCUGUCUGAUAUAGGAGUAAAUCAAAGUAAAUUUUAAAAAAAGUGAAUUGUUCAACCAAUAAAGGCUUUUGUAUUUACAUGUA
Molecule: messenger RNA, 5037 nt
Organism: Anguilla rostrata (American eel)
Lineage: Eukaryota; Metazoa; Chordata; Actinopteri; Anguilliformes; Anguillidae
Gene: jmjd6
Product: jumonji domain containing 6, arginine demethylase and lysine hydroxylase
Exons: 6
Coding region: 384-1595 (403 amino acids)
Biological process (GO): phagocytosis
Cellular component (GO): nucleus; cytoplasm
Molecular function (GO): P-TEFb complex binding; histone H4R3 demethylase activity
Source: RefSeq, a predicted model, not a curated record